Ricinus communis (castor bean) is the source of this 2791-nucleotide messenger RNA. RefSeq names its product FT-interacting protein 1. The record is from RefSeq and is a predicted model, not a curated record. NCBI's taxonomy places the organism in Eukaryota, Viridiplantae, Streptophyta, Magnoliopsida, Malpighiales, Euphorbiaceae. Bases 322 to 2703 code for a protein of 793 amino acids. The transcript has 2 exons.
AUCUGCACUUGUUUUUUAGGAGUUGUCUUCCCAAACCAGAAUUCCUAUUUCCUAAUGCACUAAAUCCUCCUUAAGUAACCCAAAUUUCUUGAAGUUCACAAAACUCUACUGAGAGGAGCAUUUCAUGAUUGCUACUUGCUUGCAGAGACGUUCACUGUCAAGAUAUAAAUGUUCAAAGAGUUUUUCUUGUUUACCAAGCCACUAAAGCUGCAAGAGCAGUGAAGGAUACUUCAACUUCCAGAUUUCCAAAAGCUCAAAAUUGCAUUUGCUUGCUUUUCUACAAGAACAUUCUGUAAAAGAAGUGCACUCAAGUUUGUGCCAAUGAAUCCUCUAGAUGCUAAGGAGGACUUCAAGCUGAAGGAUACCAAGCCUCAGCUUGGAGAACGAUGGCCACAUGGUGGAGCACGUGGAGGAGGCGGAUGGAUUAGCAGCGACAGAGCUACAAGCACCUAUGAUCUUGUUGAGCAGAUGUUUUAUCUCUAUGUUCGAGUUGUCAAAGCCAAAGAUCUUCCCACAAACCCUGUAACUGGAAACAUUGACCCGUAUAUAGAAGUGAAACUUGGCAACUACAGAGGAAAAACAAAGCAUUUUGAGAAGAAAAUCAACCCUGAAUGGAACCAGGUCUUUGCAUUCUCGAAGGACAAGAUUCAGUCUUCAGUUCUUGAAGUGUUCGUUAGAGACAGAGAGAUGGUUGGAAGAGAUGACUAUAUCGGGAAGGUAGUCUUCGACAUGCAUGAAGUGCCUACAAGGGUUCCACCAGAUAGCCCUUUAGCACCUCUGUGGUACAGAUUAGAGGACCGGCACAAGGAUAGCAAGGUAAAAGGAGAGGUAAUGCUUGCAGUCUGGAUGGGAACUCAAGCUGAUGAAGCUUUUCCUGAGUCUUGGCAUUCAGAUGCUGCAACAGUGCAAGGAGAAGGUGUUUACAAUGUUCGAUCAAAAGUUUAUGUAUCACCAAAACUCUGGUAUCUCAGAGUCAAUGUGAUUGAAGCUCAGGAUGUAGAACCACAUGACAGAAGCCAAAUGCCACAGGUUUUUGUAAAGGCUCAAGUUGGAAACCAGGUACUCAAAACCAAGCUAUGCCCAAUUCGCACGUUCAACCCAACAUGGAAUGAAGAUUUGAUUUUUGUGGCAGCUGAACCUUUUGAGGAACAGUUGGUACUUACUGUAGAAAAUAAGGCGACCUCUGCAAAAGAUGAAGUUAUGGGAAGGCUAAUGUUGCCCCUUCACAUCUUUGAGAGACGAUUAGAUCACCGACCUGUCCACUCUAAAUGGUAUAACCUUGAAAGGUUUGGGUUCGGUGCUUUGGAGGGAGACAAGAGACAUGAGCUCAAGUUUUCAAGCAGAGUUCAUCUCAGAGUCUGUCUUGAAGGUGCUUACCAUGUACUAGAUGAAUCAACAAUGUACAUAAGCGACCAGCGGCCAACAGCUAGGCAGCUGUGGAAGAACCCUAUUGGCAUUCUUGAAGUUGGUAUCCUAAGUGCUCAAGGGCUUCUUCCAAUGAAGCCAAAAGAAGGUAGAGGAACUACUGAUGCUUAUUGCGUAGCCAAGUAUGGAUUAAAGUGGGUUCGAACUAGAACAAUCCUCGAAAGCUUCAAUCCCAAGUGGAAUGAGCAAUAUACGUGGGAGGUCUAUGAUCCUUGCACAGUGAUCACAAUAGGAGUUUUUGACAACUGCCAUUUAGGUGGAACUGAAAAACCAGCUUCAGGUGGUGGAGGUCGUGGCGAUUCAAGAAUUGGAAAGGUAAGAAUUCGACUAUCCACCCUUGAAACAGAUCGAAUAUACACACACUCUUAUCCACUUCUUGUUCUGCAACCAUCUGGACUGAAAAAGAUGGGAGAACUCCAACUAGCAGUUAGGUUCACCUGCCUAUCUCUGGCAAAUAUGAUUUACCUCUACGGGCAUCCAUUACUACCAAAAAUGCAUUAUUUGCAUCCAUUCACUGUAAAUCAGCUUGACAGUUUAAGAUAUCAAGCCAUGAAUAUUGUAGCUGUAAGGCUCGGCCGAGCCGAGCCUCCACUAAGGAAAGAAGUUGUUGAGUAUAUGCUGGAUGUAGAUUCUCACAUGUGGAGCAUGAGAAGAAGCAAAGCUAACUUCUUCCGAAUUGUUUCAUUGUUCUCUGGUGUGAUUUCAAUGAGCAAGUGGCUUAGUGAAGUAUGCACGUGGAAGAAUCCGGUCUCUACUCUCCUAGUUCAUGUUUUGUUUUUCAUUUUAAUCUGCUAUCCAGAGCUAAUUCUUCCGACUAUGUUCCUAUAUAUGUUCUUGAUUGGAAUAUGGAAUUACCGAUUCCGACCUAGGCAUCCACCUCAUAUGGACACAAAACUAUCAUGCGCAGAAGUUGUUCAUCCAGAUGAACUAGAUGAGGAGUUCGACACUUUCCCUACAUCAAAGCAGCAAGAUGUAGCACGAAUGAGGUAUGACAGACUUCGAAGUGUUGCAGGAAGGAUUCAGACAGUGGUGGGAGAUAUGGCUACACAAGGGGAGCGAUUUCAGGCUCUGCUUAGUUGGAGAGACCCAAGAGCAACCAGCCUCUAUGUAAUUUUCUGCUUUAUUGCAGCUGUAGUUCUCUAUAUUACACCUUUCAAGAUAAUUGCCUUAGUUGCAGGCUUAUUUUGGCUUAGACAUCCAAGGUUUCGAAGCAAGCUACCAUCGGUUCCAAGCAAUUUCUUCAGGAGAUUGCCAUCUCGAGCUGACAGCAUGCUCUGAAAAGGAGAAAGAGAAAGUUUCUUUCCUGUUUGCUUUCCAGCUUCUAUUAUGUUUCUUAGAUCUGUUUCUGAUAAACUAUCAUUUCUGA